AUGUCGUCUGGAAUUAUGCAAGAUAUUGAUGAUUCAAAUGAAAUACAGCAAGAACAAGAGAUGGUAGAUGAUAACUCUCUUAUGAGUGAUAAAUUAGAGGACUCCGUAAAUCAAGUGAAAGUGGAACUGGAUGGAGAAGGAGACGGCGGUGAAGAAGAUGUCGAUGUGUUCGAAAAUGUCGGACAGGGUCUGGUGGGCCACUACAAAGAAAUCAUGAUACAGUACUGGCAAGAACUGAUCAACGAAAUUGAAAUGAUCAAUGAGCCGAACUCCGACGUUAGAGACGAUUUUAAAUCUCAUUCUUUACCUUUCGCCAGAAUUAGGAAGGUCAUGAAGACAGAUGAAGACGUGAAAAUGAUUAGUGCUGAGGCCCCAAUUAUCUUUGCUAAGGCUUGUGAAAUUUUCAUCACUGAAUUGACAAUGAGGUCUUGGUGUGUUUCUGAAAAAAACAAAAGAAGAACUCUACAGAAAAAUGACAUAGCUGAGGCGCUUAAAAAGAGCGAUAUGUUCGAUUUCUUGAUAGAUAUCGUCCCAAGAAAUGACAGUUGA
Molecule: messenger RNA, 549 nt
Organism: Kazachstania africana CBS 2517
Lineage: Eukaryota; Fungi; Ascomycota; Saccharomycetes; Saccharomycetales; Saccharomycetaceae
Gene: HAP5
Product: Hap5p
Exons: 1
Coding region: 1-549 (182 amino acids)
Biological process (GO): regulation of DNA-templated transcription
Cellular component (GO): CCAAT-binding factor complex; nucleus
Molecular function (GO): DNA-binding transcription activator activity, RNA polymerase II-specific; protein heterodimerization activity; DNA binding
Source: RefSeq, a predicted model, not a curated record